Messenger RNA from Belonocnema kinseyi, 1872 nucleotides. RefSeq names its product membrane-associated progesterone receptor component 1-like (gene MSBP). The coding region runs from base 246 to 869 and encodes 207 amino acids. The record is from RefSeq and is a predicted model, not a curated record. The transcript is spliced from 3 exons. Lineage: Eukaryota; Metazoa; Arthropoda; Insecta; Hymenoptera; Cynipidae. Gene Ontology annotation, cellular component: membrane; endomembrane system.
GCGUCACGUUGGUGUGCGUUUCCCUCCCUGCUCAAAAUGUGUGCGCCGUGAUGCGCCGGUGUCGAUUUAGUGGCGUGACUCUGUACGUGUCUGCUGGUCGUUUGUCGCCCAUUUUAAACUGUCACCUGCCAGGACAAUUCAACUCCAAUUCCAGAUCCUUACUUCCAUCCUGAAAAUUCGGUCAUUCCUGUCUGUUUGAACCAAUUUGCAAAACGGCUCGAAGUAUCUAAAAAUCGGUGGUCAAGAUGGCCGAAAAGGAAGUUCCGCCGGGGCCCUCGUCGCCGACCUCUGAAAACCAGGAGGCCGCACAACCUUUUCUCUCCAGCUUCGUCUCGGAAAUUGUUCGAAGUCCUCUAAACCUCGCCUUGGUCGCAAUAAUCGCCUUCCUCGUAUACAAAAUUAUCAAGAGCAAAACCAAGGCGGAUGAGCCGGUCGAGCAAGUGAAGGAAUUGCCAAAAAUAAGGAAAGAUUUUACCCUGGAGGAACUUAAACCUUACGAUGGAACAGGACCCGAAGGUCGUGUCCUAGUUGCAGUCAACGGUAGCGUCUACGAUGUCACGAGGGGUUCAAGGUUUUACGGCCCUGGCGGACCUUAUGCAGCAUUUGGAGGAAGAGAUGCUAGCAGAGGCCUAGCUACAUUUUCAGUAGCUCCAGGAAAGGAUGAAUAUGAUGAUUUGAGUGACUUAAACACUGCGGAAAUGAAUUCAGUGAGGGAAUGGGAAGAGCAGUUUAAAGAGAGGUACGACUAUGUGGGCAAACUUUUGAAACCUGGCGAAGUUCCAACAAAUUAUUCAGACGAAGAGGAAGAAGGAAGCCAAGAGACGCAAGAACCCAAGACCGAUGAAGAACCAAAGGCAAAGGACGAUUGACCGAUUGAACGUAAAUUCGGAGUGAAAUACCUUGAAGUAGACACCACGCACACACUGUUGUUUCAAAAAAUUCAGAAUUAUUGCCUAAGAAUACAAUUAUGAACGUUCGGCUGGAUAUUUUACUACUUUGUCGCGUUAUUCAACUAAAGUGAGAGAGAGAGAGAGAGAACGUCUGUUGAAAAAUCCAGAAUUCUAUGAAUAUUUUAGAAUGGUGUUGUGGGUUAAAAGUCGAACUGUCCAUUUACAUUUGAAGUGGAUUUAUGUCAGUUAAAGUGUUUUUUACACGUGUACAAAAAAUUUUUUGAAUACCUACAAUAUUCCUUUUAGCUCAACUAAAUCGAAAGUUAAAUCUUUGAGUCGAAAUUCAGCGUUUUUGAGGAAUUUUAUACACUUUACGAUUAUUUAAAACUGUGCCUAAAGUAUGAUAGGCAAGUUUACUGAAGCAUUAUUUCCUGUAUAAGGAAUUAAAAUAGUGAAUACGCGAAAAAUUGUGCGAUUUAUUUUCCGCAUCAGUGAAUUGUACAUUUUAUAUUCAAUAUUGCACUGCGAAAAGGCUUUUACAACUUUUCUCAGACUUUAAUUUCAAAUGGAAAAAAUACUGUACGCUGAUAUUAAAUUUUUUGUACUCUUGUAGAUUGAUAUUGCUUUUAAUCGAGUUUAUUAUGUUAUAUUAUAUUACUUAAUAACGGUGUACUGCAAUAAUUUCGCUUGUGAUCUCGCUAAAUUUCUAAAAUUAAACUCACUUUUACACGCAGUGCAAAGAUUCGUGAUUAUUUAUUUUUAGUCCACGAUAGUCGAUCGAGCAUGUUUGCAAUGCGAAGGUAUUCGCAAUAAAUUUUUUUUACUAAUCUAAGAUACUUUAAAAUUUGAAUUAGACAAUGGGAAAUUACGAACGAAGCGAAUAAAUGCGGAACAAGUUGUCGAUAAUUUAAAAGAUCACUUAACGAUUACUUUUUGUAGUUUUUAAUUCAUAAUUAAAAGUUUCAUCGCUCUGUUCCAUUAA